Messenger RNA from Colletotrichum spaethianum, 5583 nucleotides. Its product is annotated as fatty acid synthase subunit alpha. Gene Ontology annotation, molecular function: 3-oxoacyl-[acyl-carrier-protein] reductase (NADPH) activity; fatty acid synthase activity; 3-oxoacyl-[acyl-carrier-protein] synthase activity. Gene Ontology annotation, biological process: long-chain fatty acid biosynthetic process. The record is from RefSeq and is a predicted model, not a curated record. NCBI's taxonomy places the organism in Eukaryota, Fungi, Ascomycota, Sordariomycetes, Glomerellales, Glomerellaceae. Gene Ontology annotation, cellular component: fatty acid synthase complex. The transcript is spliced from 3 exons. Bases 1 to 5583 code for a protein of 1860 amino acids.
AUGCGUCCCGAAGUCGAGCAAGAGCUUGCCCACACGCUCCUUGUGGAGCUCCUUGCCUACCAGUUCGCCUCGCCCGUGCGGUGGAUUGAGACCCAAGAUGUAUUCCUCGCUGAGAAGACCGCCGAGAGGGUGGUCGAAAUCGGUCCCGCCGAUACCCUCGGUGUGAUGGCCAAGCGCACACUCGCCUCCAAGUACGAAGCCUACGAUGCCGCCAAGUCAGUUCAGCGUCAAAUUCUUUGCUACAACAAGGACGCAAAGGAAAUCUACUACGAGGCCGACCCCAUCGAGGAGGAACCAGAGCCCGCUGCCGCUUCGUCGAGCGCGCCGGCCGCUGCUUCUUCCGCCGCCCCUGCGGCUGCUGCUCCCGCUGCCGCUGCUCCUCCCCCGCCCAGCGCCGGCCCUGCCGCUUCCGUUGCCGAUGCUCCCGUCCAGGCCAUCGACAUUCUGCGAGCUCUCAUUGCUCAGAAGCUCAAGAAGCCCUUGGCCGAGGUGCCUCUGAGCAAGGCCAUCAAGGACCUUGUUGGUGGCAAAUCCACCCUUCAAAACGAAAUUCUCGGUGACCUUGGCAAGGAAUUCGGAUCAACACCAGAGAAGCCUGAAGAUGUUCCUCUCGACGAGCUCGGUUCCUCCAUGCAGGCCACCUUCGACGGACAGCUCGGAAAGCAGUCUCAGGCCCUUAUUGCACGCCUGAUCUCCUCCAAGAUGCCCGGUGGCUUCAACAUUACGGCCGCGAGAAAAUACCUCGAGACAAGAUGGGGCUUGGGCUCUGGAAGACAGGACGGUACUCUGCUGCUUGCUCUCACCAUGGAGCCUGCUGCUCGUCUUGGAUCUGAGGCUGACGCCAAGGCGUUUCUCGAUGAUGUCACCCAGAAGUACGCUGCUACCGCUGGUAUCAGCCUGUCCACUCCCCAGGCUGGCGCUGCCGCCGGUGGCUCUGGCGGCGGUAUGAUGAUGGACCCCGCUGCCAUCGAUGCCCUGACCAAGGAUCAGCGUGCUCUGUUCAAGCAGCAGCUCGAGCUCCUUGCGAGAUACCUCAAGCUCGACCUCCGCGCUGGUGACAAGGCGUACAUCAACUCUCAGGAGUCCGAGAAGGUGCUCCAAUCCCAGCUUGACCUCUGGACUGCCGAGCACGGCGACUUCUACGCCUCUGGCAUCCAGCCUGUCUUCAGCUCCCUCAAGGCCCGUUCCUACGACUCUUCCUGGAACUGGGCGCGCCAGGAUGCCCUCCACAUGUACUACGACAUCAUCUUCGGCCGUCUCAAGGCUGUCGACCGUGAGAUCGUGAGCCAGUGCAUUCGCAUCAUGAACCGCUCCAACCCCACCCUGGUCGAGUUCAUGCAAUACCACAUUGACAACUGCCCCGCGGAGCGUGGCGAGACUUACAAGCUCGCCAAGGAGCUCGGAGAGCAGCUCAUCGAGAACUGCAAGGAGGUCCUACACGCCAACCCCGUCUACAAGGACGUCGCCGUUCCCACUGGCCCUCAGACCACUGUCGAUGCUCGUGGCAACCUGAACUACGAGGAAGUCCCUCGCGCCAGCUGCCGCAAGCUGGAGCACUACGUCCAGCAGAUGGCUGAGGGUGGCAAGAUCUCCGAGUACGGUAACCGCACCAAGGUCCAGAACGACCUUCGCCGCAUCUACAAGCUCAUCAAGGAGCAGCACAAGAUGUCAAAGACCUCCCAGCUUGAGAUCAAGAACCUUUACGGUGACGUCCUUCGCUCUCUGGCGAUGAACGAAAACCAGAUCAUUCCCAACGACGAUAGCCCUUCCAAGAAGGCGAAGCCUGCCACCGGGCCCAAGGGCAAGGUCGAGACCAUCCCUUUCUUGCACCUUAAGCGCAAGAGCCUUCACGGCUGGGACUAUAGCAAGAAGCUCACUGGCUACUACUUGCAGUCCCUUGAGGAGGCUGCCAAGGACGGUGUCAGCUUUGCUGGCAAGCACGCUCUCAUGACCGGUGCUGGUGCCGGCUCCAUCGGAGCUGAGGUCCUCCAGGGUCUCAUCAGUGGUGGUGCUAAGGUUGUUGUCACUACCAGUCGAUUCUCUCGUGAGGUUACCGAGUACUACCAGUCCAUGUACACCCGUUUCGGUGCCCGUGGCUCUCAGCUUGUUGUUGUGCCCUUCAACCAGGGUAGCAAGCAAGACUGCGAGGCUCUGAUUGACUACAUUUACGACCCCAAGAACGGCCUUGGCUGGGAUCUGGACUUCAUUGUGCCUUUUGCCGCCAUCCCCGAGAACGGUCGCCAGAUCGAUCAAAUCGACUCCCGAUCUGAGCUGGCUCACCGCAUCAUGUUGACCAACCUGCUCCGCAUUCUUGGCAGCGUCAAGACUCAGAAGGCCGAGCGUGGCUUCGAGACUCGUCCUGCCCAGGUCGUCCUGCCCCUGUCGCCCAACCACGGUACCUUUGGUAACGAUGGACUCUACUCUGAGUCCAAGCUUGCCCUGGAGACUUUGUUCAACAGAUGGCACUCCGAGGACUGGGGUCACUACCUCACCAUCUGCGGUGCCGUCAUUGGCUGGACUCGUGGCACCGGUCUCAUGAGCGGCAACAAUAUCGUUGCCGAGGGAGUCGAAGCUUUUGGCGUCCGCACCUUCUCUCAGCAGGAGAUGGCUUUCAACCUCUUGGGUCUCAUGUCCCCUGCCGUUGUCGACCUCUGCCAGAGCGAGCCUGUUUUCGCCGACCUGAACGGUGGUCUGCAGUUCAUCCCUGACCUCAACCAGACCAUGACCAAGCUCCGCAAGGAUAUCAUGGAGACUAGCGAGGUCCGCCGCGCUGUCAGCAAGGAGAACGCCAUCGAGAACAAGGUUGUUAACGGCCCCAACUCUGAGGCCCUCUACAAGAAGAAUGUUGUUGAGCCCCGCGCCAACAUCAAGUUCGACUUCCCCAACCUCCCCGACUGGGAGGAGGAGAUUGCUCCCCUCAACGACCGCCUCAAGGGCAUGGUCGACCUGGAGAAGGUCGUCGUCGUUACUGGUUUUGCUGAGGUUGGUCCCUGGGGUAACUCCCGCACCCGCUGGGAGAUGGAGGCCUACGGCGAGUUCUCCCUGGAGGGUUGCGUUGAGAUGGCUUGGAUCAUGGGUUUGAUCAAGAACCACAACGGUCCUAUCAAGGGCAAGCCCGCUCCUUACUCCGGCUGGGUCGACGCCAAGACUGGUGAGCCCGUCGACGACAAGGACAUCAAGCAGAAGUACGAGAAGUUCAUUCUGGAGCACUCUGGUAUCCGCCUGAUUGAGCCUGAGCUCUUCGGUGGCUACGACCCCGAGCAGAAGCAGCUUCUUCACGAGGUUGUCAUUGAGGAGGAUCUCGAGCCUUUCGAGGCGUCCAAGGAAACUGCCGAAGAGUUCAAGCGUGAGCACGGCGACAAGGUCGAGAUCUUCGAGAUUCCCGAGUCUGGCGAGUACAUUGUCCGCAUGAAGAAGGGAGCUGCCCUCUUGAUCCCCAAGGCUCUCCGCUUCGACAGACUUGUUGCCGGUCAGAUCCCUACUGGCUGGGACGCUAAGAGAUACGGUGUUCCCGAGGACAUUGUGUCCCAGGUCGACCCCGUCACCCUGUUUGUCCUCGUGUCCGUCGCCGAAACUCUGCUGUCGGCUGGUAUCACCGACCCCUACGAGUUCUACAAGUACGUCCACGUUUCCGAGGUCGGUAACUGCAUCGGAUCCGGUAUGGGUGGUGCUGGCGCUCUCCGUGGCAUGCACAGAGACCGCUACCUGGACAAGCCUGUUCAGAACGACAUUCUCCAGGAGUCGUUCAUCAACACUAUGGCCGCCUGGGUCAACAUGUUGUUGAUCUCUUCUUCUGGACCCAUCAAGACCCCUGUCGGUGCUUGCGCCACCGCUGUUGAGUCCGUCGACAUUGGUUACGAGACCAUCAUGGAAGGCAAGGCCCGUGUCGUCUUUGUCGGUGGUUUCGACGACUUCGGUGAGGAGGGCUCUUACGAGUUCGCCAACAUGAAGGCCACCAGCAACGCUGUUGACGAGAUGGAACACGGCCGCACCCCCGGCGAGAUGUCUCGUCCCACCACCACUACCCGUAACGGCUUCAUGGAGUCCCAGGGUUGCGGUGUCCAGCUGCUCAUGACUGCCAAGCUUGCCCUCGACAUGGGCAUGCCCAUUCACGGUGUCCUGGCUCUGACCACUACUGCCACCGACAAGAUUGGCCGCUCCGUUCCCGCUCCCGGCCAGGGCGUUCUCACCACUGCCCGUGAGCACGCCGGCAAGUUCCCCUCGCCCCUUCUCGACAUCAACUACCGUCGCCGCCAGAUUGAGCUCCGCAAGAAGCAGAUCAAGCAGUGGCAGGAGUCUGAACUUGAGUACCUCUACGAGGAGGUUGAGGCCAUCAAGGCCCAGGGCCAGGAAAUCAACGAAAAGGAGUACGCUCACGACCGUGCCGAGCACAUCAAGAAGGAGGCCCAGCGUCAGGAGAAGGACGUCCUCCGCAGUCUCGGCAACAACUUCUGGAAGAACAACCCCGAGAUUGCCCCUCUCCGUGGUGCCCUCGCCACCUGGGGUCUCACCAUCGAUGACCUUGCCGUUGCUUCCUUCCAUGGAACGUCAACCAAGGCCAACGACAAGAACGAGUCUUCUGUCAUCUGCCAACAGCUCCGCCACCUCGGUCGCAAGAAGGGUAACGCGGUUAUGGGUAUCUUCCAGAAGUACCUCACUGGUCACCCCAAGGGUGCUGCCGGUGCCUGGAUGUUGAACGGCUGCCUGCAGGUCCUCAACACCGGUUUGGUGCCUGGCAACCGCAACGCCGACAACGUCGAUCCCAUCAUGGAGCAGUUCGACAUGAUUGUGUACCCUAGCCGCAGCAUUCAGACCGAUGGCAUCAAGGCCUUUUCCGUCACCUCUUUCGGUUUCGGUCAGAAGGGUGCCCAGGCCAUCGGUGUCCACCCCAAGUACCUCUUCGCCACGCUUGACGAGAAGACGUACGAGGAGUACUCUGCCAAGGUCCAGGCUCGCCAGAAGAAGGCGUACCGCUUCUUCCACAACGGUCUGGUCAACAACACGCUCUUUGUUGCCAAGUCGAACGCUCCUUACACCGACGAGCAGCUCAGCCAGGUUCUCCUGAACCCUGACGCUCGCGUGACCGAGGACAAGAAGACCUCCACCAUUUCUUACCCCUCCAACUUCAUGAAGGCGUCUGAGAAGACCGUCUCGUCGUCGGCGGCCAAGGCCACCCAGGACAUGAUGGAGGCCCUAGCCAAGAAGGUCGUCAACAAGAACAGCAACGUCGGUGUCGACGUCGAGGACAUCUCUGCUAUCAACAUUGAGAACGAGACAUUCAUCGAGCGCAACUUCACUGCUGGUGAGAUUAAGUACUGCCAGUCGGCUCCCAGCCCCCAGAGCUCGUUCGCCGGCCGGUGGAGCGCGAAGGAGGCUGUCUUCAAGUCCCUCGGUGUGUCAAGCAAGGGCGCCGGCGCGCCAUUGAAGGAUAUCGAGAUUGCCAAGGACGAGUCUGGUGCCCCGUUGGUUAAGCUCCACGGCGAUGCCGCUGCCGCUGCCCAGAAGGUGGGCCUCAAGGACAUUAGCGUUUCCAUCUCACACUCGGACUCGCAGGCGAUCGCCGUCGCUGUUGCAAACUUUUAA